AUGCCACCCGUUCUGGACCCCAAGAACUCCAAAGUCGACGGCUUGGCCUUUAUUGGUCUUUCCUUGACCCGCAAGUCUGACAAAGGACAUCCAGAGUCGGAGACCCAUCAAGAAUCCUUUGAUUUCAAUUUGGUUCAGGACCGAGACUACAAGAACAUUGGCGCUACCAAUGACGAUGGUUGGUUGGUAGGUGGAGGAGAACCAGGGCCACCGACAUCGUACAAACUAAAAGCCAAAGACUCGGGGCAUGUGGAAAUCAUUCGUUUGGGAACCUAUGAACCCAAAUGGGGUGGGAUUGCCUUGCAAGAUGUCUUGGAUGUCAUGACCAACGGAACCAUUCUCAUUCCUCAAAUUGAAGUCUUGCCCACGGCCGUCAUGGCCAAUCCCGACCAGCCACCCGAAUUGGAAGUUCGAUUCGACAUGGAACCACCCUAUGCACCUACACCAAAGACGAUUGACGACGAAGGAUUGCCGAUCAAUUGGCAGCUCCGGUUCUUGCACAAUCAACUCUUCAAGGCAAUGGAAUUUCCCAGUCGAUUUUGUCCCGGUCCCUUUCAUUCUACCAUUCUACGCAAGGCAGAGUUUCGGUCUCCCAAACAUGAAAAGGCAUACUUUGAAGAAUGUGAACAAGUCUUGCAAGAAUGGAGGAUUGAAGGUCCCAAGCCAUUGAAUACGGUCCCACGAACACUGACUGGUGAAGUUGUAAUUGAAAAAGAGGAGGAGGAGGCAGUAAAGAAGGAGGAGGAAGUGCCUGCCAAAGAAGAAGAAGAGAAAGAAGGCGAAGAAAAAGAAGAAGGCGAUACUACUACUACCACCACCACCACUGCUGCUGUUGCUCCUCCUGCUGGCAACCACAGCGGGGUUUGGUUGUUUACCGAUCGACAGAAUAUCAGCCACUUUUUUGCGCCAAACUUUCUUCCGCCCUACAAUACUCCCGAAAAGAAAAAGAUUAUUUGCGAUGUCCUAGCCGAAUCCUGGGACGAAAAGACACUCUCUUGGAAACCAACCCCCAAGAAACAGGCUCCCUUUAUAUCCAAUCUUAUGAACAAGGCAACCACUGCAGUAGCAACUUCUUCUAUUGGUACUACCAUUGCGACGAACAAGAAUAUCAGUAACAAUAUCAAAAACAGCAAAAAGAAAAAGGAAAAAGUACCCAUUGCCAAACCUGUAUUUGAUUCCAAUGUCUCGGUCCAACUCAAUCCCAGUGGCAAAUUCUUGUCCGUGUCGAACAAUGGAAAAUUGGUACUCCUGCCCAAAUGGAAUCAGGCAAGAUGCACUUUUAAACUUUGGAGACAAGAUCGAUUGUCCCAAGAUGGAGAAGAAAUGGAACAAGUCAUUGGAUUGCAAUUUGCUGCCAAUGAGACUUGGGUGGGAAUCAACAUGUUUGGCAAUGCCAUGUGUGUGGCCAAUCAAUUUUGUGGAAGUGACAAUUCGGCAAAAAGAGAAGCCUGGAGUUUGGAAAAUGACAUGUCGAAUACUCCAUUGAUGAAUGCGGCCGCCGGAUGGGGUUCCGGGAAUUAUUUAAUGGUGGAAGGAGAUGCUACCAUUAAAUUGGUACAAUUGCGCGAACGAAAGAAGGCUGCCUUGUGGUGCAUCAAGAAUUUGGAGUAG
This is a messenger RNA of Cylindrotheca closterium, 1611 nucleotides long. NCBI's taxonomy places the organism in Eukaryota, Bacillariophyta, Bacillariophyceae, Bacillariales, Bacillariaceae. The record is from the annotation of a GenBank genome assembly.